UGGUGGGCUGGGCAUUUGUUCCUUCUUCAGUUAUAGAAGCGAAGGAAAAGAGAGAGAGAGAGAGAGUUGUGUUUUUGAAAUCGUACCUCCACUCGACUACGCUCCAAGAGCAAUGGUGCUUACAAAUUUUAGUGGACCUGGUGUUGGAUUCGGUUUCGGUGUUGGUUGUGGCUUUGGCGUAGGCUGGGGUUUUGGGGGCAUGCCUGUGAAUAUUUUGGGUCUUGGUGCAGGUGCAGGCUGUGGGGUUGGUCUAGGCCUUGGAUGGGGCUUUGGCACUGCCUUUGGAAGCCAGUAUAGGUCAUCUACUGUCACAUUCCAGGGCAUGGAAUUGGCCAAAAAAGAAGAAAGUGAUGACAAUCAAUCUUGAGUACUUGUUAUGAAGCAAAGUUUCUGCAUUUCUUGUGUUUUUUGUCUCUUUUUUUCCCUUGAAGUUUCCAAUUGUCAUGGCACUGUAAAAAAAAAAGAGAAGCAGCUUGCUCUCCAACCUAUUUCCAUGUUCAAGGUACUGUAGUGUCGAAAUCCCGUUGUUCAAUUUAAUGGAUCAUAGAAAUUCUACAUGCCAGGAUAGUUUGCCCGGUUUCCAUGCAGCACCUUCCUGGCGAAGUGGCAAUCAGAGUAAAUUUCUAAUAAAGAACCUGAUGUUUUAUUA
Messenger RNA from Populus nigra (black poplar), 649 nucleotides. Its product is annotated as protein TRIGALACTOSYLDIACYLGLYCEROL 5, chloroplastic. The record is from RefSeq and is a predicted model, not a curated record. The coding region runs from base 113 to 367 and encodes 84 amino acids. The transcript has 5 exons. NCBI's taxonomy places the organism in Eukaryota, Viridiplantae, Streptophyta, Magnoliopsida, Malpighiales, Salicaceae.